GUGGCAUGCGCAGUGUCUCGCUGGUGUGGAACUAUUAUUCUACAGUAUCUCAUAUCCGUUGUCGCACGGAACUCGAUUUUUCCGAAAAUAAUCAUGAAAUAACGUCACAACAGUUAUCCUAAUACCUACUGGGAAUAAUUCCAGUGAAAUGGGCAAUAAUUUUUGCCGGGAAAUGCUGCGAGGCGCUUACUAAAAUUUCGCUCCCGUCCUUUCUCGUGGUGUCAAAACAUAAAGAUGGUGAACCGGUCGAAGGGUCAUGUCUGCCAAAUAUGGAAGGCACGGUAAACUUUGCGAUUUCGGACCAAAGGCGAAACUAAUGGCGAAGAUUUAGAGAGAAAGGAGUUGACAACCAUGGAAAAUGCUUGUUCAUCAAAAUCGGAGUCUAGUUCCGAUGUUCAAGAUCAGGAUUUCAGGACUUUUAGCCAAGACCGAGACGAGCUGCGCGCCGUACUUGAGAAAGAGAAUUUGUCGCAUCUGAACUGCUAUUUCCCUGAUUGCGCUACGCUGGGAUAUUUCAAGGCACUGACUGAAGAUGAUCUGGAACACGACUUAAAGAUUAAAGAUGAGAGCGAGAGGGUUCGAUUAAUGCACUGUGUAAUCAAACUGAGAGAUGAGGAUUUGGACGAACAAGACAAUGAAGAGUCUGAUCCAGAAAUUGGGAACUGUAGUCUGAAUAACGAGACUGAAGUCUUUGUCUCCUCAACUCUACCCAAGAACUUCAGGUUUUCCCGUAACCGGCUAUCAGAUGACUUUGGGGGAAGAUGGAGGGGUGACAGUUUCAGUCAGUCUGCGAGAUAUGAAGAAACCUCGAACUUGGUUCGGAUGAGAGCUAAUCCCUCUCUUGGGAAUUCAGAGCCCAACUUAUCAGGGAGCUGUGGUGACCUUAGUCGGCGCAUGAGUGUCUGUAACACCGCAACCCGUAAGCAGACCAAGAGCUUUGUGGCGACAAGCUCUUCUCCAUCACGUUCCUCCGCACCCUACCCCCCUGCUUCACCAGGCUCUCUGGGCUCUGAUAGUUCUGGUGGGAGUCCAAACUGGCCCAUAACAAGUGCAUCCCAUUUCAAGUUCUCAAAUUUCCGGAAGGCGGACAGCUGUCGAAGAUGGUCAGUAGCUUCCCUGUCAUCUGGAUAUGGGACUCACACGCCUUGUUCUUCAUCCUACUCGUCAUUGGCUUCCUCCCAAGAAAAGCUUCAGUUUCAGAUGGGUCCAUCCUCAUACACAGAUGACUACAACUAUGCAGCCCAUUUGAGUGCUGAUAGUGAUGCUGAGGAGGAAAUAGGAUGGAAAUCUCCCAAACCACGGCAAAGAUCAAGAAGUCUCAGUCCGAACAGAAGCUUUGGGAGCCAGGAAGAUGAACUGCAACUGCUUAACAAUCUUUACAAGGAGAGGUUCCCCAAUGCUGUCAAACAGAUGGAAGCUAAGUUAAUGGAAUUUGUUGAAGACUACACCAGUGAGACCUGGGGCAGUGUGUUCGGUUGUGAUGGUGUUCUGAACUUUGUUUGGCAUCAGGUGAUAGAAUCUGCCAGAGAUGUGCUCCUUCAGUCUCAAGAGAGUUCUCUGACGAGCAGACACUUUUAUGAGCUGUCUGAGAAGAUGGAAAGACUGCUGUAUGAGGCUAAACAGAAGACGGAGGUGGACAUGACUCCUGUCAGAAGGCUCAUGAGAAAGCUCCUGGUUAUCGUCUCCAGACCAGCCCGCUUACUGGAAUGUCUGGAGUUCAACCCAGGUGAGUACUACAGUAUGCUGGAGCAGGAAGGCCAGCAAAUGAACAGCGAAUGCCCAGAAAAACUGGAUAUUACAAACUAUGUGAAGGCUAGACUUGGUCUAGAUGAAGAAGGAAGGACUACCGAGCCUGAUGACAUAACAGAUGAGAUUGAUGACAGUACAGACUCUGUCACACCCACCUAUACAACUUCCCACCUUCCCACAGAGGAGGACUUUGACUACAUCAAACUCAUUAGUAAUGGUGCAUUUGGGGCUGUGUAUCUUGUCAGACAUAAGGAAACUCAAACAAGAUUUGCUAUCAAGAAGAUAAACAAGCACGCUAUGCUGCACAAAAAUCAGGUUGAACAAGUAUUUGCUGAAAGAGAUAUUCUCACUUUCGCUGAGAAUCCUUUUGUUGUGGGCUUAUGGUGCUGUUUUGAGACCAAGAAACAUCUCUGCAUGGUCAUGGAAUAUGUGGAAGGUGGAGACUGUGCGUCCCUGCUGAAGAACAUCGGAGCUCUGCCUGCUGAUCUAGCAAGAAUGUAUUUUGCUGAGACUGUUUUAGCUGUGGAGUAUCUUCAUAGCUAUGGGAUUGUACACAGAGACAUCAAGCCAGACAAUUUGCUCAUCACAUCACUUGGUCACAUCAAGCUCACAGAUUUUGGUCUAUCAAAAAUCGGUCUGAUGAAUAGUACCACCCGGAUGUAUGAGCACUCGCUUGACCGUGACACCAAGCAGUUCAUGGAUAAGCAAGUGUUUGGCACGCCUGAUUACCUCGCCCCGGAGGUGAUCUUGCGCCAGGGGUAUGGGCGUGCCGUGGAUUGGUGGUCUAUGGGUAUCAUUCUCUAUGAGUUCCUGAUGGGUGUGCCACCCUUCUAUGGGGACACCCCAGAGGAGCUCUUUGCUCACACUCUUAGUGGUGAUAUUGAAGGUCUAGAUGGUGAAGACGCUCCGCCAGAUGAUGCUGUAGACUUAAUCCGAGGUCUGUUGGAGCAAGACCCGACACAAAGACUUGGAAGUGCAGGGGCCCUGGAGGUGAAAGAGCAUCUCUUCUUUACGGGUCUGGACUGGACUGCCUUGCUCCGUCAAAAAGCAGAGUUCAUCCCACAGCUAGAUGGCGAAGAUGAUACGAGUUAUUUUGAUUCGCGUUCCGAACGCUACAACCAUAGCUUUGAGACAGAUGAUGAUGAUGACACAGAUGACAUUCCUGACUUUAGUAACUUCUCCACAUGCUCGCCGCGCUACUCACGCAUCCUUGCCUCCCCCGGACCUUCCAGCCCUGCUUCAGACUCAGACAAGUCCCCAGGGCGGGAGCGAUCCGGGAGCUCACCCCCUACCAUCCGCCGCCAUGGGCCGGUUAUCAGCAAUGUGGACGGCAAGGAUGAUGCUUCGGUCAUACCACGGCCACGCCCACGCAGCGAUAGUGGCUUCUCAAUCGGCGUGAGGAGCCCAAGUACUUCACCUCUAUUUGACUCGCCAGGAACUCCGCCGACCCCACCCACAGUUCGACUGCGGAAAAAAGAAUCCGCCUCUCGCAUACCGCCACCUCUUCUGACCACCAUGUCCCUUGAUACCCCACUGGCCGAGGCCCCUGCCCCACCCCCAACCACACCCACAAGUGCAGGCGCUCCUCUCAGUAGCCCACCUUCAGCCGCGGCCGUGGCCAAAAAGCUGCCAGAGCAUAAACCCAUGGAGCUACGGGUGCAAAUCCACCGAACCAUGUCUUUACCACCCGAUGCUGGCCGCGGCAGACCUUCUGUCCCAAAACUUGAGCUUCCUGCCUCAGACGAUGAGAUGCGUCUACACAUCAGUACUGACAGCCCACCCAUGUCCCCCCGCUACGAUGCCCCGCCCAUGUCCCCCCGCAGGCGCCGCACCAGCACCGUGUCUUUGUCUCUCAGGCCGCCAAUAGUGCUCGAGAAGGGACCUCGUGGUUAUGGCUUUACUCUGCAAGCGAUUCGCGUGUACUACGGUGACACAAACUACUUUACCGUGCACCACCUUGUGUCGGGUGUCGACCAUGGAAGCUCAGCGUUUGAGGCGGGUCUACGGCCUGGUGAUCUGCUGACCCACGUUAAUGAUGAGUCCGUGACGGGACUAAACCAUCGCCACGUGGUGGAACGUAUCUUGUGCGGCGGUACCAAAGUCAAACUGAAUGCCACCGAGCUCUCCAAGACCUCCAUCAAGAGCGGAGGUCGUAGACGUACACCGUCUGCUGGCAAACGCGUGAGGAAAAGACACUCGAUCCGCCGUAGCCGGCGCAAUACCACAUCGCCUACUCAGGCGGCGGGGCCUAGCCCUGAACACGUGGAAAAGACACCAAAGAAGCGGCCAUUUUGGAAGCCGUUCUCCCGGAGGAAAGGUCAAUCCCCUUCCACGUGCCUGCGCAGGAGUAGCUCCCUUAAACGGAUGAGCUCGAUUGAGGGCAAACGCCCAAGCUCGCCCAAGUUCGGCUCGCCCUCGUUCGAUUUUCGGAACCUCUCGGACCAGUCGUCAUCGUCGUCGUCGGCGCAUAGUAGCGCGGCUUCGUCUCCGAGUUCACCGAACACAAGUGCGCUUGGAAGACCAGGUUCACUACACGGUCUAGUGCCAAAACUGCGUUCCACCCACUCCCCCAGGAGAAAGUACUCUAAUCACGUACCUGUGUCCCCCCUGGCCAGGACACCUUCACCGACGACCUCUCUACCAACUCCUCGAAGUACGUCCCCCCUGACACUCAGAGCGGGCGCAAACUCUCCGCAUUUCGUCACAAUGUCACAAUCCACCAAUCCACGACCGGCGUCGCCUUUGCUACGGCGCGCUCUGUCGCCGGAUUGCCCUGGUCCGGAAAAGUCGGACACGGCGGACACAAAAAGGGACGAAACCCCAGUAAGCAAGAUUGAAACUGUUGUCGAGAAAGAGAAGGAGACCGGGAAGAGAUCAAAAGACUCUGAGAAAAAGUCUAGAGAUCGGUCUAAAAGUCACGAUAAACAUAGUAAGGAACGAGAUAAACAUGGAAAAGACCAUGAUAAACAUGGAAAAGACGAAGAGAAACCUGGGAAAAAUCCUGACAAGCAUGGAAAAGACCACGAUAAACAUGGAAAAGACGGAGAAAAACAUGGUAAAAACCCUGAAAAACACGGGAAAGACCAUGAUAAACAUGGAAAAGACCACGAAACAUGGAAAGAAGCACUAGGGAUAAUUUCAUAAAGAAUAUCUUGGUCUUAAACUGGGCCAGUAGUGAAUGAUGAUAUGUGCUUAAUAGAGUCCUGAUGAAAUUUGUAUUGUAGUCCUGCAUACCUUCUAGCAGGCGAGCUUGUAAAAUGUGUAGCUUUGACGCAUCCGGGCUCUUGAAAUCAAACAGCGCAAAGGAGCAUGGGGUAUCGAUAAUCCUUCCCGUGCUUCUUUGCGCGAUGAGAAGAUAAGAAAGAAGCGGUGAUAGGAAGUGUAACAAUUAUUUACGAGACAAUCAUCCUCGGGGACCCAGGGCGUACUGAGAGUAAACAAGCGUAAUGCCGCUUGCGCUCGUUACGCUUAGCGCUCGUUUCCGCUUAGUAUGCCCUGGGUCCCCGAGGAUGAGAUACAAUGUGUGAUAGUUGCUUGAUCGGCGAUCUGGGUUGUUAGUGGACUAGUUCCUAGGUGUUUUAAGCUUCUUUUGUUGUGUUAUCGAGAGUGUGAUGUCAUAGGGCACCCUCGUCCCAGAUCCCGCGCAUCCUCACUGAUCAUCUCCAAGCACAGGAAACUUCAUAAAAGCACGAGUGGAAACAGUUCGUCUUCAGGUCUAAGCACUGUGUUAAGAAUGGUAUUAUUGGUUAAUGACUGUCAAGCGGAAAUGUGACACUUGUCUAUCAAAGGGUCUAACACUUUAACAAUUGGUAUUUUGCUUGGAUAACAAAAUUCGGUUAGCAUAUAUGGACCGCUCGGUUAGCAUAUAUGGACCGCUCGGUUAAGCAUAUAUGGACCGCUCGGUUAGCAUAUAUGGACCGCUCGGUUAGCAUAUAUGGACGGCUCUGUUAGCAUAUAUGAACCGCUCGGUUAGCAUAUAUGGACCGCUCGGUUAGCAUAUAUGAACCACUCGGUUAGCAUAUAUGGACCGCUCGGUUAGCAUAUAUGGACCGCUCCUCGUCGACAAAAUUUGCUCGGAAACCUCUGGUUUCCAGGGUACUUAUCGGCUGCACAUAUUUCAAGUUAGCCCGGGAAGUCUUUUUGUGACAAUUUUUAUUUGGUUUUGUUUCUUUUCUUGACAAUAAGAGAACGUACAAUAUUUUCAAAUAGAAGAUUCAAAUAGAAGUGUAUUCAUUCUUUUCCAUUGUUGAUUCCAUGUUCCUCACUUCAGUGUGAAAAGGCCUUGAAAGUGUCUCGAUAUCGGCGACCGCUUUUUUGAAGGUGCUAGGUGUAUUUAAAACGAGAGUGUUGUAGAAUUUGUUUUCCCCGCUGUGUGGGAAUUGUAAAUAUUGAGAGAAAAUUACAUGGAGAAA
This is a messenger RNA of Nematostella vectensis (starlet sea anemone), 6161 nucleotides long. RefSeq names its product microtubule-associated serine/threonine-protein kinase 3. Gene Ontology annotation, molecular function: protein binding; magnesium ion binding; protein serine/threonine kinase activity. The transcript has 28 exons. The coding region runs from base 352 to 4893 and encodes 1513 amino acids. Gene Ontology annotation, biological process: peptidyl-serine phosphorylation; intracellular signal transduction. The record is from RefSeq and is a predicted model, not a curated record. NCBI's taxonomy places the organism in Eukaryota, Metazoa, Cnidaria, Anthozoa, Actiniaria, Edwardsiidae.